This is a messenger RNA of Prunus armeniaca (apricot), 336 nucleotides long. The record is from the annotation of a GenBank genome assembly. Lineage: Eukaryota; Viridiplantae; Streptophyta; Magnoliopsida; Rosales; Rosaceae.
AUGGCCAAGCUUAUGCUUCUUCUUGUUGCACUGAUUUUCUCUUAUGGAGUCAUUUCAACUGAAGAAAGAUCAUUGAAGAGCGAAGAGGCCUAUGUGAACUCAGAGCCUAUAAAACCACCCAGAAAAAUCAACAGACCUCCUAACCAUAUUGGCAAUGUUGUUGUAAACUUAGGCAAUGAGCCUGCUCCACCCAGAUUGGUUUAUAGCAUUAAAGAAGAAGAAGAUGCCUUUCGACCCACAUCACCAGGCACAUUCCUGGUGUUGGUAAUUGAUAUCUGUGUAAUGGACCUCAUGUCAGGUCAUAAUAAAGUUGGAUUUUCUUUUCCCAUUGGUUAA